AUGUCGUCCUCGGUGACUUCGCCGGACGAAACAACCUCUCUUCUAAGAAGUGCAAACCCCGAGUCUGAGCCGACAUCCGCGCCGAUCGCGGCCACAUCGAAUGAUCUGGAACAUGGAGGACUGCUAGCCAGUCAACACGCCGCCACGGCUCCUGGCCAUGGCCACGGAGUUCACAAGCGGCGACAGCCCAACAUCUUGGUCAUCUUUCCGGCCAUUUCUAUCGGCACCUUUCUAUCCGCCGCAGACGGGACCAUUGCGCUGGUCAGCUAUGCUACCAUCUCCAGUGAGCUGGACGCCCUGAACCUGGCCUCCUGGAUCAUCACCGCAUACUCGCUCUCGCUUGCCUCCACACAGCCGCUCUACGGAAAGCUGUGCGACAUCUUUGGCCGCAAGCAGUGUCUGCUGUUCUCGUAUGUCCUCUUCGCCAUCGGCUGUCUUGGCUGUGGCUUGGCCCAGACCAUGGAGCAGAUCAUUGCCGCGCGUGUCGUCCAGGCCAUCGGUGGCGGUGGCAUGGGCACGGUGGUCUCCAUCCUGCUCACCGGCCUGGUCCCCCCCGAAGACCGGGGCAUCUGGCAGGGUGUGCUCAACGUGGUCUACUCUCUGGGCGCUGGCCUCGGUGCCCCGCUCGGCGGCCUGCUGGCCGGCUCUGUGGGCUGGCGGUGGUCGUUCUACGGCCAGGUGCCCAUCUGUGUGUUGGCCAUUUCGGUUGUCAGCUGCUUCCUCGAUGGAGACAUCGGCCAGGACAAGGAGACCCGCCUGGAGCAGGAGCAGCAGGAACAGGAGCAGCUGCAGCAGCAACGUCGGGCAGUCGGACGUGAGUCGCUGUUGUCGAAGCUCGGCCGGGUCGACUUUCUGGGCUCCAGUAGCCUCGUCGUCGCAAUCGCAGCCUUUAUGCUGGGGCUCGACCGUGGCGGCAACGUGUCCUGGACCGCCGUCGAGACGUACGUCUCCUUUUGCGUCUCGGCCGUUGCAACUGUCUGGUUCGUCUACGUCGAGGGUCGUAUCGCCCGCGAGCCGAUUGUGCCCAUGUCUGUCGUCCGCAACCCCGAGCUUCUGCCCAUCUAUCUGUCGUCGUUCCUGUGCUUCUUCGCCCUGGCUGCCCUCGAGUUCAUCCUGCCGCUAUACUACCAAGUCAAAAAGGAGCUGACGCCACAAGAGGCGUCUCUCUACAUGAUCCCGGCCAUCAUCGCCGGUGUUUUUAGCGCCAUGGCCGUCGGCUUCUGGAUGCGGCACACCGGCCAGUUUUACUGGGCCCAGAUGCUGGCCUUUGUCGUGCAGGUCGCUGGCACCCUGAUCGCCUUCCUCUUUUCCGGCACUGUUUCUGAGUCUGUUCCUGGCUUGAUAGUCGCCCACAUAAUGAACGAGCUCGGCAUCGGAAACUCGGUCGUCUCUGCGCUCAUCGCCGUCAUUACCAAUGCGUCUACCAAUAGCGUGGCCGUCGUCACCGCGUCCUACUACGCCUGCCGAAGUCUGGGCUAUGUGCUCGGCGUUGCUGUCGUCUCGACUGUCGUGCAGCAGUACCUGCGGGAUGUCCUGCGUAUCGAACUCCAGCACUUUGAUGUGGAUGUGGAUGCUAUCGUUGAGGACGUGACGAAGAGCCUGGAUUCUCUGCAAUUUCUAAGCCCCGAGAUCGCCGACAUUACGCCCAAACGCCUUGCCGUCGCCAUCGACUGCGAAAUGGGCACUUCCUCCGACAACGACAGCGAACUAAUUCGCAUCACUCUAAUCGAUUAUUUCACGGGUGACGUCCUGAUAGACAGCCUAGUCUGGCCGAGUGUGCCCAUGCUACACUACAACACUCGCUACUCGGGUGUGACGCGAAAGCAAUUAUACGACGCCCAGAGCAUGCGGCAGUGCAUCGAGGGCGUGGCUGCGGCACGUUCGCGUGUAUGGCAAUUUGUCGGACCAGAGACAGUGGUCGUGGGCCAUGGGACUCAGAACGACCUGGCGACGCUCCGGUGGGUGCACAACAAGGUCGUGGACAGCUUCCUUAUCGAAAACAAGCUUCGGGAAGCAUACAAGAGGGCGAAAGAGGAAGAAGAAGCCAGGAAGAGGGAAGAGGAGGAGGCGAGAAAGAGAGAAUUGGGGAUCGUGGAGGAGGAAAGCAAGGAUGGAAGUGGGAAAGAGGAGGGCCGACAGAACAAAGACGGCAAUAUUGCAGACAAGAAAAAGGAGAAGAGUCGCAAGCGUGGAGCAGGUGGCCUGUCACUCCAGGCACUGGUGUACACCCGGUUGGGACGAGUGAUUCAGACUGGCAACAAAGGGCAUGACAGCCUCGAGGAUGCCGUCUCGGCGCGGGACCUCGUUGAUUGGCACAUUCGACAGGCCAUGAAUGGUGUUGAGGUGAAGUGGGAAGCGCUAACAGAUGGCCCUGACGCCAAAUGA
This is a messenger RNA of Grosmannia clavigera kw1407, 2385 nucleotides long. Its product is annotated as major facilitator superfamily transporter multidrug resistance. Lineage: Eukaryota; Fungi; Ascomycota; Sordariomycetes; Ophiostomatales; Ophiostomataceae. Gene Ontology annotation, biological process: basic amino acid transport; transmembrane transport. The transcript is spliced from 4 exons. Gene Ontology annotation, cellular component: fungal-type vacuole membrane. The coding region runs from base 1 to 2385 and encodes 794 amino acids. The record is from RefSeq and is a predicted model, not a curated record. Gene Ontology annotation, molecular function: nucleic acid binding; basic amino acid transmembrane transporter activity.